Molecule: messenger RNA, 1134 nt
Organism: Dictyostelium purpureum
Lineage: Eukaryota; Evosea; Eumycetozoa; Dictyosteliales; Dictyosteliaceae
Exons: 4
Coding region: 1-1134 (377 amino acids)
Source: RefSeq, a predicted model, not a curated record
AUGGUUAUAACAACUGGUGAAGCUACAGACAAAUUGCUGUAUUCCUACAUGGGAAUAAGGAUAUUGGUGUAUAUUGUAUUUUUUAUAUUGAAUUCGUUUCAAACGUUUCUAGAAGGUCGAACAUUAUGGAGAAAAAAACAAAAAACCACCACAAGAUUUUAUAUAUUUUUAAGUAUGGCGGGUUUUACAAUGUUUAGAAUUUUAUCAACUGCAUUUUUUUAUCCAGAAAAAGACGAAUAUAAAUCAGGAACAUUAAGCUUUUUCUUUUUUACAUUUGGAACCACAUGUAUUUUUAUUACCUGGGUUUUCAUUUUACAUUUUUGGUUAUUAAUAAUGUAUUCAUUUUUUGUAUCAGACGAAGUAAAAUUGGACAAAUUGAAGCCUAUCAAUUACUCAACAUUUAUAUUUGUUACAGUUUUGGUUAUAUAUCAAAUCACCAUUGCAACACUUUCAUUAUUGGUGGAUCUUCAAUUUGCCGAAGCUGUUUGUUUUGUAGUUUUAUUAUUGAUUUAUUGUACUUUAAUUAUUGUAAAUGGUUCGAUUUUAUUAAAGAGCUUAAAAAAACAUAAAAAAAACAGUCCAUUCGAACACUAUAAUCAAAUGAUUUUUAAAACUAAAGUUUUAUUGGGAACUUUAAUUUGUGUUUUCUCUUUUACCAUCAUCGAAGAAGUCGUAUUUCAACUUGUAGUUCCAGACACAUUCGGCAAUCAUGUCGCAUAUUUAUUUGUAACAGGUGUGGUAGAUACAACACAGAUGAUUAUAGUAAUGGCAGUUUUAGCAAAUGGCCACUUUUCACAUUAUAUAUUAUUUAAAAGAGUCAAAACUACAUCUUACAGCUCAGCUGAUAAAACAAGUCAUGAAUCUGGGUCAAGAGGUACCAAAAAAACACAACCAUCAUACGAUGUCAGUGGUAGAGCAUCGAUGUCUGUAGAGUAUUCUUUAGAUAUGGACACAUUCCAACCCUCAUCUCUUACAAUGAAAAAUAAUAAUAGUGGUAGUAACCUCAAUAACAAUAAUAGUAGCAAUAGGACAUUUACAAGUGUUGUAGUUAGUAACGAUGAAAAUGAUACACCCACAAGUUCAGUAAAUAGUAGCAGCAGUGAGGUUACAAUUAAUGUUACUACAGAACAAUAA